GCGUCCGCACUUCCCGCCGGGGCCCUGGCCGAUCCGGCACUGGGCAUGGAGAGAGGGGAGCGAUACCGCAAUCCCACCGAGGUGCAGAUGAGCCAGCUGGUGCUGCCGUGCCACACAAACCACCGCGGCGAGCUGAGCAUCGGCCAGUUGCUGAAGUGGAUUGACACUACAGCCUGCCUCUCUGCCGAGAGACAUGCUGGCUGCCCCUGCGUCACGGCUUCUGUGGAUGAUAUCUAUUUUGAGCACACGAUUAGACAGAUUCAGAUAAUGCCUCCCUGGCAGCAGCAGCAUGGGAAGAACAAUGUCUGUGUUGGGCAAGUUGUUAACAUCAAAGCCAAAGUAAACCGAGCCUUUAACUCUAGCAUGGAGGUUGGCAUACAGGUCAGCUAUGAAGAUCUGUGCAGCGGGAAGCAGUGGAAUGUGUGUAAGGCCUAUGCUACUUUUGUUGCACAAGGCAAAGCAACUGGCAAGAUGAAGCUAAAGCCGCUGGCUCCUCAGACCGAGGAGGAGAAAAUGGAACACAGCAUUGCUGCUGAGCGCCGCCGAAUGCGCCUGGCCCACACCGACACCCUCAAGGAUCUCCUCACCAACAGCACCAUGCAGACUGAGCGUGAGAACGGAGACUGCAACACCGUGGUGCCUGCUGAAAAGACCAGGGUGGAGAGCGUGGAACUGGUGCUGCCCCCUCAUGCCAAUCAUCAGGGGAACACGUUCGGAGGCCAGAUCAUGGCGUGGAUGGAAAACGUGGCCACGAUAGCAGCAAGCCGGCUGUGCCAUGCCCACCCCACUCUGAAGACCAUUGAAAUGUUCCAUUUCAGGGGACCAUCACAAGUUGGGGACCGCCUCUUGUUAAAAGCUAUUGUUAAUAAUGCAUUCAAAAACAGCAUGGAGGUUGGCGUUUGCGUCGAGGCCUAUCGGCAGGAAAUGGAAGUUAGUCGAAGACACAUCAACAGUGCCUUUAUGACAUUUGUUGUCUUGGAUCAAGAGGGUCAGCCCAGUACCAUUCCGAUGGUGAAACCAGAAGCUGGGGAUGGAGAGAGACGGUACAGAGAAGCCAGUGCUAGAAAAAAAAUUAGAUUGGACAGAAAAUACAUCAUUUCCUGUGAACAGACAAAAGUGCCAUUGUCGGUGCCCUGGGACCAAAGUAACAAGGUUUAUCUGAGCUACAACAAUGUUUCUGCACUGAAGACUCUUGUAGCGAAAACCAAUUGGGUACUCGCCACAGAAAUAGACAAGGUCAGGAUGUACACGCUGGAGGAAGACAAGUACCUCUCCUUCCGAAUAGAGAUGAGCCUCUGCAUUGAUGCAACACAGGCCUUCUUCCUUCUGUCAGACUUAAGACAGAGGCACGAAUGGGACAGACAUUAUGCGAGCGCUGAGCUCGUCCAGCAAGUUGAUGAAGACGACAUGAUCUACCAUGUGCUUAGUCAGACGGUUAGUCAAGAAAACAAGCCUCAGGACUUUGUCAUCCUGGCGUCAAGAAGAAAACCUUGUGAUGAAGGUGACCCAUAUGUCGUCGCGUUCAGAUCGGUCACGCUGCCCACCCGUCCACCAAACCCCGAGUACACCCGAGGGGAGACUAUGUGUUCCGGCUUCUGUAUUUGGCAGGAGACAGCCGAGCUAACCAAGGUGUCCUAUUACAACCAGGCAGCUCCAGGAUACCUAGCGUACGUCACGACUAACAUUGCAGGACUGUCCUCGGACUUCUAUGUUACCUUCAAAGCCUGUGAGAGAUUCCUGCAGAAGAACAAAGAUGAGAUCACAGUCGGGCUUCAGAAUCUGUAA
Molecule: messenger RNA, 1785 nt
Organism: Emys orbicularis (European pond turtle)
Lineage: Eukaryota; Metazoa; Chordata; Testudines; Emydidae
Gene: ACOT11
Product: acyl-CoA thioesterase 11
Exons: 16
Coding region: 46-1785 (579 amino acids)
Biological process (GO): acyl-CoA metabolic process
Cellular component (GO): extracellular exosome; cytosol
Molecular function (GO): fatty acyl-CoA hydrolase activity; lipid binding
Source: RefSeq, a predicted model, not a curated record